CAUACGCAUAAUUAGUGGUUUUCCGGAAUCUCCGGACAGAAUAAACAGAAAAAUGUUACGCCCUGAGGUGGUUAAACAAUUGGAGAGCCCAGCAAUGGGGCUGGCUACUUCGUGGGCCAUUUCACGCCGAAGUGUGCCAUGUAGUAAUUUGGAAGAGGUGCGGGAUGCCUUUAAGCGAAAGUAUUGGCCGUUCGAGAAGAACAAGGUUGCAAAGAACAAUGCGAAGGCUAUCAGACUGCGAGAACAGGGGAAUUUGGCAUACAAAACAACUCCCAAAGAUCCUGAUCUGGCCAUGGAGUAUUAUAAUAAAAGUAUUUGCAUGGCGGAAGAAGAUUCAGAAGAGCUGGGUAUUGGUUAUGCCAAUCGAUCUGCGGUUUACUUCAAUAGACAAAUGUACCGAGAGUCCUUGCAGAACAUCCAGCUUGCCAAACAACAUCAUUACCCUGAACGACUGAUGAACAAGUUGAACGAACGCGAAAAACGCUGUCUUGAGAAUAUAGUGGAUUCGACGGAAAAUCCUCAGGAAGCUGCAACAGGGGAGAAACAUUGUUCCUUGAAAUCCUGCUUGGAAAUGGGUGAAGAUGGCAAAGGCAUCCGUACGAGUUGCGACUUGAGCGCCGGCGAGAAAGUGCUGCUGGAAAAGCCUUUUCUGCUUGUCGUAGAACCCGAGCUAGCCUACAAGCGAUGCGACUACUGCGGAGCGAGCAACAACUUUAAUUUACGACCCUGUACGUCCUGCACUGCGGUGAUGUAUUGCAGCGAGAAUUGCCAAGAACAGGCAUUACAAAGAUAUCAUCAGUUUGAGUGCGAAAUAGUGGAUGAGUUGAAACUAAUGUUUCGUGGUCCAAAGGCAAACAGACUUCUACAUCUUUCGCUGAGAUUGUUUUGGCAUGGCAUGCUUCUAUACCAAGAAGAUCCGCAAACAUUUCCGCAACGGUGCGAAAAUCGUUCAGAACUCGAGCAGUUCCGCAACCCAUUCACAUUGGAGCCAUCGGAUUACUUCUUCUAUCUAUAUCUGAAGGGCUCCGAAAAAAUGUUUUCUAUUGAAGGUAGCACCGAGGAGACAUAUUUAACCGGGAUGUGUGUUACGCAGUUCGUCACCGUCCUUAUUUACUACAUAGCUGUCGAAGAAAACUCAUCCUUGGUUCAACGCUUUGAAGGAAAAGUAGCUGGAGAAAUAUUGCGAAAAUCGCUGUACGCACUGGUGCGUCAAAUGGCUAGUUUGGCUGACUACCGAACGGAAGAAACGACAUGUUUUUAUCCAUUUUCACGUCUUAUUCGACACUCCUGUGCCCCGACUGCUGAACGGUUUUUGCAUAAUUUCCAGACUAUGGUUGUGCUUAAGCGCCCCGUUCAAAUGGGGCGGGAAAUCACUAUAGCAUAUGAUGAAAAACUUACCACCGAUCGUGCUACUAAAGAGAAACGCUUGGAAAAGACUGAGAGGUAUAAUCUUAAAAACUGCAACUGUGAAGGAUGUAAGGCAGAUUAUCCACUGCUGAAGGAUAUAGAAAAGGACGAGGACUUGUCGAAAGAAUUGGAGACGAUAAGAGCUGAAGCGAAUGGAGUUAACCAACGAAAGAAGCUUGCCGAAUUUUUGGAUCGAUACGAUGACUUGUAUCCGAAACAAGAAUUAGCCGAAGCUUGGAACAUGUACAGGGAGUUUAUCCUUAAGGAAUUGUGAGCAAACUGAGCAAUGCCAUUUAUAUAAUAUCUAAUCACCAAUCACAGGAUUACAGGAUGUUGAAGAUAUCGUCAGCCAUUUCAUUUUCAUACUAUUUAAUAGCAAUUUCUCUGAAACUUUAUAAAGAACUGAAAUAGAAUUGAAUUAAAGGAGGGAGAAUUGUUAUUUUAUUAUACUUCGAUCUAUGCCAGACCUAUGUGCUGAAGUCAUUCAAAAAAAAAUACAUGCUCUAAAGUGAGACUCUUUAUGCUCCUCUCACUGCUUUACUUAUCUUUGCGAUCUGCGUUUAACGAAU
Molecule: messenger RNA, 1976 nt
Organism: Anopheles coustani
Lineage: Eukaryota; Metazoa; Arthropoda; Insecta; Diptera; Culicidae
Exons: 2
Coding region: 53-1681 (542 amino acids)
Molecular function (GO): protein binding
Source: RefSeq, a predicted model, not a curated record